Pygoscelis adeliae (Adelie penguin) is the source of this 1626-nucleotide messenger RNA. RefSeq names its product glycerophosphodiester phosphodiesterase domain containing 2 (gene GDPD2). The coding region runs from base 1 to 1626 and encodes 541 amino acids. Gene Ontology annotation, cellular component: membrane. NCBI's taxonomy places the organism in Eukaryota, Metazoa, Chordata, Aves, Sphenisciformes, Spheniscidae. The transcript has 15 exons. The record is from RefSeq and is a predicted model, not a curated record. Gene Ontology annotation, biological process: lipid metabolic process. Gene Ontology annotation, molecular function: glycerophosphodiester phosphodiesterase activity.
AUGGCAGACCCCCCUGGCUGCUGCCGCCCCUGUGCCACCUGCCUGCUCUGCCUCUACAGCUGCCAGUGGAUCACCGCCAAGAAGGAGAAGAGGAAGGGCCUGAGAACCACCAAGUGCGACUGCAGCUGGUUCCUCUUCCUCUUCUGCGUCUUCCUCUUCACGCUGGUGUGGCUCUACUUCGCCAUCAUCAUCCUCAAUGAUUUCCACAACUUCAAUGAGUUCAUCUUCAAGCAGAGGAAGUUGUGGCUAGACUGGUCCCUGGUCUUGCUCAUAGCUACGGCUGUGCUGAUCACCUACUCAGCUGUGCUGCUGGUCCUUGCUUUGUGCUUGCAGCUCUGCGGCCAGCCCUUGAAGCUACACUGGCUGCACAAGACCCUGCUGAUCUUAACUGCCCUGGUGGUGGCUGCAGCCUUCACAGGGCUGGGAAUAAAGUGGGCGGAGGAGUGGAGAAGUGCACGUAUCUCCCUGCAGGCAACAGGUCCCUUCCUGCACAUUGGAAUUGUGGGGGGAAUGACGCUCCUUGCCUGGCCCCUGGCCACCUUCAUCUACCGCACCCGCAGCACAGGUCUCAAGGUGUUUCUGCUGCUUGUGUACUGCGCAGUGAUGAUCGCGCUGUAUCUGGCUCCCCUGGGAAUUGCCUCCCCUUGCAUCAUGGAGGAGAACCAGCUGCCCCCCAAGCCAGCCCUGGUUGGCCACCGAGGAGCCCCCAUGCUGGCCCCCGAAAACACCCUCAUGUCACUGCACAAGGCGGUGGACUGUGAUGUGCAAGUCUUUGAGACAGACGUCAUGGUGAGUGCUGACGGGGUCCCGUUCCUCAUGCAUGACGAGGAACUCACCAGGACCACCAACGUGCAAGCUGUGUUCCCUGAGAGGGCUGCCCUGAACAGCACCACCUUCAACUGGACAGACCUCCAGCAGCUGGAUGCUGGCAGCUGGUUCCUGGAGCGGAGGCCGUUUCCCACUGUGCAGAGUCUUUCUGCUGGCGAUCGCUACCGGGUAACUAAACAGAGGAUCCCAUCCCUGGAACAGGCACUAGAGGCAGCCAAGCAGAGCAAUAUCUCCAUCAUGUUCGACCUCCGGCCUGAGAACCACAGUGACUACCAGAGCUUUGUGAAUGCCACCCUGGAAGUGAUCUUACAGUCGGGCAUCCCACUACAGCAGGUCCUCUGGCUGCCGGAUGGGUUCAGGGAACAGGUCAAACAGCAAGCCCCAGGCAUUCAGCAAGUUUACGGCCGGAAGAGACUCCAGAAUGAGAAGGAGCCACUGCUGCAUGUCAAUCUGCCCUACCAGGACAUGAGCUCUGAGGAGAUCAGGCAGUACCGCCAGGACAACAUCUCUGUCAACUUGUACGUGGUGAACCAGCCCUGGCUCUUCUCUGUGCUGUGGUGCUCUGGGGUGAGCUCUGUCACCACCAACGCCUGUCAGGUGCUGAAGGAGAUGAAACACCCCAUCUGGCUGCUUCCCAGCAGCACGUACCUCAUGAUCUGGAUUGUUGCAGACUGCUCUUCCUUCCUUGCUAUCCUCUGGGCCUUCCUCUUGCUGAAGAAAUGCUCCCAGAGGAGACAGCCAGUGGAGUCUGAGACGGAUGUGCUGCUGACAAAGAUCAACAGCUUGAUGCAAGAGUGA